Gastrolobium bilobum is the source of this 544-nucleotide messenger RNA. RefSeq lists its product as uncharacterized. NCBI's taxonomy places the organism in Eukaryota, Viridiplantae, Streptophyta, Magnoliopsida, Fabales, Fabaceae. Bases 9 to 440 code for a protein of 143 amino acids. The record is from RefSeq and is a predicted model, not a curated record. The transcript has 2 exons.
GCUGAGUUAUGAUGGAAGAGCAAGCAAAGGAAGAGUUGAAGAUGCUUGAAGCCCAAUAUCCAAAUCAAUAUGAGUAUUUAAAGCAUGAGCUCAGGUCCUUCAUUUUUCAACUUCAGUCCAAGCAUCAAGAUUCUCAGCUCCUUCCAGAAAACAAUCACUGCAGCACUCUCAUUUUUCAUGAUACAGAAGAAUCCACCACCUUGGAGCAAAGGAAGAGAAGUAACUAUGGUUUGGAAAUGGCUUUAGCAGAGAGAGUAGUAAUGGGAGGGGGGAAGAUUGAUGAAAGCUCUGAGCUUGAAUCUUCAAAGACUGUUGUAACGAAGCAUUGCUCAAGCAGGAAGAACAAGAGGAAAGAUAGGGUUGAUUUGGUUCUUGAGAGGGCACAAACUUGUCUGAAAAAAAUACAACAUUUGAAGACAUUCUUAUUAUCUCCCUCCUGAAAAUUUGGAUGUAAAUGUCAUAUAUCUGUUACUGCAUCCUAAUAUGAUGCAUUUUGGUACUUGUAAUAUGUGGUUGAUGGCAUAGCAGUUUUGAUUUUUCAAAC